AUGGCUGCAAAAAGGAUUGGAGGAUAUGGAAGAAGCUCAUUUCUAAAACUGGUGUGGGCUAGAUACGACAGAAUAUUCACAAACAUUGUUGCUACCGAUGAUUAUGCAUGGGCUCCAUCGUCUGGAGUCUUACCUGAUCAUAAUAUCGGUGUUAAUGGCAAUCAAGAUGCCAAUGUUGAACAACUAGAUUUGGAAGAAGAAAGUAGUGAUUCUAAAGAGGACGAAAUUCCAAAUUUUGCCGAUGAUGUUUGCGACAUGGGUAAGGGGGUUAAUAUGUCUACUAGUAGAAACAACCAUAGUAGUGAGAAGAGGAAAGAAAGAGAAAGUAUACAUAUGGACAAUACGAGUUGUAAUGCAAUAUUCAAUAAAGAUUUGGAUGAUGAUUAUGAAAACAUCAUAGAGCGUGUUGUUGAUCACAUUAACUAUCAUGGUGAUUAUGAUAAUGGUGGCUCAGGCGGGGAUACUGAUGAUGGGCCAAAUGAUGAAGACGACAACGAUGACGAUGACAAUGAUAAUGAUGAGGAUGAUGAAUCAUUUUAG
Populus euphratica (Euphrates poplar) is the source of this 540-nucleotide messenger RNA. Its product is annotated as coiled-coil domain-containing protein 1-like. The transcript is spliced from 3 exons. Lineage: Eukaryota; Viridiplantae; Streptophyta; Magnoliopsida; Malpighiales; Salicaceae. The record is from RefSeq and is a predicted model, not a curated record. The coding region runs from base 1 to 540 and encodes 179 amino acids.